Messenger RNA from Arachis ipaensis, 333 nucleotides. RefSeq names its product mitochondrial pyruvate carrier 1-like. Gene Ontology annotation, cellular component: mitochondrial inner membrane. Lineage: Eukaryota; Viridiplantae; Streptophyta; Magnoliopsida; Fabales; Fabaceae. Gene Ontology annotation, biological process: pyruvate import into mitochondria. The record is from RefSeq and is a predicted model, not a curated record.
AUCAGAAUUGUUCAAGCAUCGACCAGGAUUAACGAUCAGAUCAUGGGUUCCUCUUUUCGAGCAUUUUUAAAUAGUCCAGUUGGUCCCAAAACAACACACUUCUGGGGACCUGUUGCUAAUUGGGGAUUUGUGGCUGCUGGAUUGGCGGACAUGAAAAAACCUCCAGAAAUGAUCUCUGGCAACAUGACAGCAGUGAUGUGUGUGUACUCAGCAUUAUUCAUGAGAUUUGCAUGGAUGGUAAAACCAAGAAACUAUCUGCUUCUUGCUUGCCAUGCUUCCAAUGAGGCUGUACUAUAUGUCUACAAUAUUAUUGUCCUAGUAGUAUUAAAAUAA